Messenger RNA from Daldinia loculata, 1599 nucleotides. RefSeq lists its product as uncharacterized. Bases 1 to 1599 code for a protein of 532 amino acids. The transcript has 4 exons. The record is from RefSeq and is a predicted model, not a curated record. Gene Ontology annotation, molecular function: DNA-binding transcription factor activity, RNA polymerase II-specific; zinc ion binding. Lineage: Eukaryota; Fungi; Ascomycota; Sordariomycetes; Xylariales; Hypoxylaceae. Gene Ontology annotation, biological process: regulation of DNA-templated transcription.
AUGUCUCGUCUUAGCCGUGGGUGCUUGAGAUGCCGCCAACGGCGAGUCAAAUGCGACGAAGGACGUCCUGCUUGUCGGCGUUGCGUAAACCGCAAUGAGGCGUGCGAAGGAUAUCGCGAUGAAGCAAGCAUAGUAUUUCGUCACGAGAGGAAGAAAGUCGUUGAGCGUGCUAAUGCUAUGGCAAUAUCACCCGCUACGACGGCAUCGCGGAGUUCUAGACGGAGGAGCCGAUCUACCGACAACGGGUCAUAUCGGAGCAGACCGUCUAUAACAUUUAUCUACCCUUCUAAGCUCACGGCGGAACGGGCUCCCGGACUGAGGUUACCGGAGCGGUUUCCGUGGACGAAUACAAUCCCGGAUCAUUUGCGACCUACCCCCGAAGAUGAUGCUGUCAAUCGGUUUAUGGAUAAAUAUGUCUUAUAUCCAUGCAACGAGACAUCAUCACCCGGCUUUCUUGAACACCUUCCAUGUCUAUUCAAAGACGUAAAUGUGGAAGGUCGCUUCGCUCUACGCUGGGCCGUUCGGGCUGCGGCGUUCGCUGAUUUGUCGAAGGCGGAAAAUAGCGACGCCCUAGAAGCCAAAGCAUUCCAUUGCUACGGGUUAUCGCUUUCCGCACUGAGCGAAUCGUUAAAAGCGGUGGGCAAGGUCCCUGAUGACUACGAUCUCAUGGCGGUGGUUAUAUUGGAUAUCUUUGAGACUUUCUUUAUUGAUAAUCCAGCAAUGAGGGGAGCUCACGCUCAGGGAAUGGCGCAGAUCCUAAGACUGCGGGGAUCGGACCAGAUUUAUAGCCCUCGAGGCUGGAGUCUAUUUAGGCUUGCUCACCAUAGAAUUCAAAAACAGCAGUUGGCUUUCAAUAUAAAACCACUCGAUGAGUCAGACCAUUGGAUUGGCCAGUUGAAAGAUGACAUGCCUUUUGUUCGUCUAGAGAAAGACUCUCUUUACAUUAGCAAGACAUGCGGGCGGGCGAGGGCGUUACAGGAUGCCCUAGCUAGCGGUAGCUCGUCGAUAUCUGAGAUCCUGGACAUAGUGCACGAAUUAAUGAAGCUCGACAAUGAGGCGGUUAGCUGGCGGCAGAAGCCAGAAUGGUCGUACAAGGUCUUAAACGUGUGCGACUUGCCCCCUUUCUCUCCUUCCAUACGACCCCUAGCCAGCACUAUUCAACUCCACCCCGAUCUCUGGAUUGCCUAUGAGUGGAACUACCAUCGUGUAGCGCGAAUAAUUGCCCACCAGCAGAUUUUGAAGUGCCUAAAAGCCGCAAUGGAAUCCCUCAGCCCGGAUGAUGUAGCAAAUGAGACUCUACAAUUCUUGAUUGAGCAAUCCACCGGAACGAUACGGGUGCUAGCUGAUGAAGUCCUUUCAACUGUGCCUCAAAGCUUUGGCGAUAUCGACAACUUAGGACGCUUACACGAUGAUCAUAAAGUGGGACCUCCACGGUGUCGGGGAAUAGGGGGAUACCUUCUACUCUGGCCUAUCAAAAUCAUCAAAGCGGAACAAUUCGCAACGACGCCAGAGCAAAAGCACAAGGGGCAAACAGUAUUUGAGCGGAUUAGAGAGUACACCGGAAUGAAGUCACAUCUUGGUUCUCUAAGCAUUAUAUGA